AUGACUGACAUACGCGUGACUUUAGCCAUUGGAUUUGCACUUGUCCACAAGGACAGAAAAUUUGAAGACAUUGAAGUAAAUCAAGACUGGCCGCGUAUAGGCGUGCGCGAACCGUUUUUCAAGACACCGACGAUUUUACAGUACGAUGCCGAUAUGAAUGCUGUCAAAUGGGGCUUUCAAACCAUAAACCGUGGUCCUGGUCGCGGAAAAAGAAACGAUGAUAAACAUUUGCGCAUGGUAGAACUAUUCAAAUUGUACUUGUCAGAAGACGGUGAGGGCAAUAGAAGAAGAUUGCCGGAUGGCUUGAAAUAUGAGCAAGCGAUUACAGAUUAUUUAAGACAUUUGAAAAAGGAAAUUAUGAGCAAAAUAGACUCCCGAUGGCCUGGACUAGAAUAUUACUCACAAGUUAGACUAAUCCUUUCGGUCCCAGCAGAAUGGGGUCCAACAACGAAGAACACAAUGAGACAAUGUUGUCUUGAUGCUGGGUUAAUAGAUGACAUUUUCACGAAUAAUUUGGAAUUUACUACUGAGCGUGAGUUGAACGUUUUCGAGUUUUUUGCGAAUGGAAAUUCGGGAAAAAAGAAAUUACUUUUGACUUGUGAGCUUUCGUUGUUUUUAGCCGAAGCUGCCGCGAUAUAUUGCAUGGAAUAUUGUAAAGACUACAGUCUGAAAGAGGGAGAUACAUUCACGGUUGUAGAUUGCGGUGGAGGUACUGUAGAUGUAACAACGCGCGAGCUUCUCGCGGGCGAUAGAUUGGGAGAAAUAACAGAGUCCAAGGGUGACUGCUGCGGCGGCAGUUAUGUUGACCUCGCUUUUCUCAGAUAUAUCGCCAAUAAACUCUUCAUCCCUUGGGAUGUAAUGGAAAAUGUUAUGGCUACGUAUGCUAGCGCGAUCAAAUAUUUCCUCGAAGCAUUGUUUUGGCCAGUAAAGUAUAGCUUCACAGGCAAAGAAGAAGAUUUCUAUGAACUUUUACAGGGUAGUUUUGAGAUAGAUAUCGAAGAGGCGCUUCCGAUUUUGAGAAAAUAUGUUCCGGAGGAAUACACAUCGGAAUUGGAUGAAUACGAUUGGGUGAUCGUCAUUGGUUUUGGAGAUGUGAAAGCCAUGUUUGAUGGUGUCAUCGACCGGAUCCUUAAACUGGUCGGCGAUCAAUUAGAGAGUGCGCCCAAAGAAGUAUCUGCAGUAUUUCUGGUUGGUGGCUUUGGUGAAAAUAAAUAUGUUCAGAGUCGUAUUAAAGAAGCAUACUCUAAACCUGGACGGGUUAUUGCGGUCCCUGUUCAUCCCAUAACUGCAAUAGUUCGUGGUGCAGCUAUGUACGGCCUGAACUUUGAGACAAACAAAGAAUCCCCAUACUACGGAAUAAACCGUACUGUACAAAACCGGAUGUUAAAAUUCACUUACGGCACUGAAAUAUCUUCCGAAUGGAAACCAGGCGACCCGAUCACGCGUCGCACUUCGUCUAAUCGCAUAGUCCGGUUCUGUUGUCUUGCACGCCGUGGCACACAAAUUGAUGUUACUAACAAAUUUACGGACACAUUUGGUCCGGUCAAUCCAAAUCAAACGAAGCUGCCGUUCAAUCUGUAUUAUACAAGUGAGUAUGAUGCAACGUAUGUUGAUGAUGAGAACAUGUAUGCACUCGGGAAAUGGUCUGUGUUAUUGAACGAUGUCCGUCUUGGAUUAAAUAGACCGGUUGAAUUCUCAUUAAGUUUUGGAACAUCAGAAAUUAGAGCGGUUGCGAUUAACAAACGAACAGGUGAAAUGUAUCAUACUACGUUUGAAUUUCCAGAAUAA
Messenger RNA from Paraglomus occultum, 1788 nucleotides. The record is from the annotation of a GenBank genome assembly. Lineage: Eukaryota; Fungi; Glomeromycota; Glomeromycetes; Paraglomerales; Paraglomeraceae.